UUCUUCCAGUACAGGAUUGGCCAGCUGUAUAUGAUCAGCAAGCACAGCCAUGAGCAGAGUGAGCGUGGAGAAGGAGUGGAGGUGGUGCAGAACGAACCCUACGAGGACCCCACACAUGGACAGGGACAGUUCACAGAAAAACGGGUCUACCUCAACAAUAAGCUCCCUAGCUGGGCCAGGGCUGUGGUCCCUAAAAUCUUCUAUGUGACAGAGAAGGCCUGGAACUACUACCCCUACACCAUCACAGAGUACACUUGCUCCUUUCUGCCAAAGUUCUCCAUUCACAUAGAGACCAAGUAUGAGGACAACAAAGGCAGCAAUGACAAUAUCUUUGACAGCGAGCCCAAAGGGGAGGAGGAGAUAGAGGUGUGCUUAGUGGAUAUCGCCUACGACGAGAUCCCAGAUCGCUACUACAAGGAGUCUGAGGACUUGCGGUACUUUAAAUCAGAGAAGACAGACCGGGGUGUUCUGCAGGAGGGCUGGAUCGACAACCAGGAACCCAUCAUGUGCUCCUACAAACUGGUGACAGUCAAGUUCGAGGUGUGUCUUCAGACACGGGUGGAGCAGUUUGUACACAAG
This is a messenger RNA of Oncorhynchus kisutch (coho salmon), 579 nucleotides long. RefSeq names its product cytoplasmic phosphatidylinositol transfer protein 1-like. Gene Ontology annotation, cellular component: cytoplasm. NCBI's taxonomy places the organism in Eukaryota, Metazoa, Chordata, Actinopteri, Salmoniformes, Salmonidae. Gene Ontology annotation, biological process: phospholipid transport. Gene Ontology annotation, molecular function: phosphatidylinositol transfer activity; phosphatidylinositol binding. The record is from RefSeq and is a predicted model, not a curated record.